Molecule: messenger RNA, 918 nt
Organism: Physella acuta
Lineage: Eukaryota; Metazoa; Mollusca; Gastropoda; Physidae
Product: tenascin-R-like
Source: RefSeq, a predicted model, not a curated record
UCUUUUGUAAGCGACUAAGACAUCAACACAGGCUCUCAUCAUGUUUGCUGGUCUAUUGGCUGCUGUUUUGUCUGUCAACAUUCUCCUCUGCUCUAGCCAAGUCCCGUCCAAGCAACGUAAACCGAAAUUGUGCGAAAAGAGUUAUAUGUCUAAAGAUUUGCCAGAAAGAGCUGUUAUGGCUUCAACCUCAGGAUAUGUCAAUUUAUGCGACACCAAAACUGAUGGUGGUGGAUGGAUUCUGAUCAUGCGCCGUUGUGUCGGGGAUGUAAGCUUUGCAAGACCUUGGUCCGAUUACAGUAACGGAUUUGGCACCUAUGAAGGUGACUUUUGGCAAGGAUUGGAACAACUACACUUGUUAACAAACAGCGGAGAGUGGGAGUUAAGAGUGGACAUGAAGUUUGAAGGCGAAAAUUACUACGCCAGCUACAAAAGGUUUAAGGUCGAUAACCAACUCAAUUUCUACACGCUUCGUGUUGGACAGUACUAUGGAGACGCCAAGGAUAAUCUCAGUUAUCACAAUGGCAUGAGGUUCUCCACAUCAGACAGCAAAAGCGCCACAUCAUGUAACAAAGCCUACAGUGGGGGUUGGUGGUUCAACUUUUGUCACAAUGCCUAUCUGACCGGUGUAUGGCGCUCGAGAGAAUGGGGAAAAGGAAUCCAUUGGGAUGCCGUGUCCACAGGAAGCAAAAAUCUCGAUUGGGCGGAAAUGAAAAUCCGAAGACUGUUCUAAAUUGUCAGUGUCCUCAAUGUCACAUUUUUUUAAGCUACAGUACAUCAAACUUCGUUAAAGUAUCUUAACUCUUGAACCCCUUCCCACCAAUACCCAAUUUCCUCCCCUGCCCCGCCUCCCCCCACCAGAGGCGUAGCGACCCUUCCCGGGGACAAACUUUUCGAUUUGCACCCUCCAUCAAACUUUCG